AUGGCCCACACGGUCAUCCUCGGUAGCGGUGUCAUUGGCCUCUCGACGGCCUUCUACCUCCGCCAGCAUCAACCAGGCACCACAAUUCAUCUCGUCGACUCUGCGCAGGAACUCUUCUCAUCCGCUUCUGGCUAUGCGGGAGGAUUCCUGGCCAAAUACUGGUUCCGUCCCGACUUGGUUCCCUUGGCUGAGCUAAGCUUUGAAGAGCAUAAAAGGCUGGCCGACGAGGAGAAUGGCAGAGAGAGAUGGGCGUAUGCGAAGAGCGUGACGGUGAGCUAUGAGCCGAAUGGGCCGUUAUUAGACGGGAAACGGGGGGAGGACUGGCUGUUGGAAGGGACGAGUAGGGCUGGGCUUGUGGAGGCGAGGAGGGAGCAUAAGGAUGACGAAGUGCCGGAUUGGUUGAGGAGGGUUGAGGGGGACUCUGUGAAUGUGAUUGAUGAUGGGAGUGGGACGGCGAUUGUAGAUCCCUUACUAUGUUGCAAGUUUCUGUUGGAAAAAGUCAAGGCUGCAGGAGUUCAAGUUCACAAUCCUGCUGCGGCGUUGCGCCUGGAAACUGAUGACAAUAGCAAACUCUGUGGAGUUGUCAUCAAAAAUACAGAGACAUCGGAAGAGAUCUUGAUACCGGCUACCAAGGUUCUUUUGGCAGCGGGAAGCUGGACGCCCCAAGUCUUUAAAACACUGUUCAAGGAUCGCUUCUCCCUUGAUAUCCCCAUUGGGGGUCUAGGUGGGCACUCCCUCGUUUUGAAGGCUCCCAGCAAAGUGACAACCUGUCAUUCCGUCUACACGACGAUGGGUGCGCACUCACCAGAAAUUUACUCUCGGCCCAACGGGGAGAUUUACGUUGCUGGCGUGAAUAGCCCUGGUCUUGCUCUUCCUGGACCUGCUCUCAAGGCGGCUACUAUAAGUCAGCCUUUAGAAAAGCUGAAGGAUAUUGCGCGGCGUCUGAUUGUGACUUCUGGUGGAGAGGAUUUGGAGAUUGUGCGAGAGGGAUUGUGUUUUAGGCCGGUUACGAAUAGGGGGACACCAUAUAUUGCGAGAUUGACGAACGAGAAGCUUGCGAAGGAUACCAAUUUGAAGGAGGGACAAGAAGGGGGUGUUUUUAUUGCGGCUGGACAUGGGCCGUGGGGUAUUAGUUUGAGCUUGGGGACUGGAAAGGUGGUUGCUGAGAUGUUGUCUGGGAAGCCAUUGAGCGUUGAUAUCUCGGGUCUGGGAUUCUGA
Molecule: messenger RNA, 1218 nt
Organism: Trichoderma atroviride IMI 206040
Lineage: Eukaryota; Fungi; Ascomycota; Sordariomycetes; Hypocreales; Hypocreaceae
Biological process (GO): retrograde transport, endosome to Golgi
Cellular component (GO): cytoplasm; late endosome
Molecular function (GO): oxidoreductase activity
Source: RefSeq, a predicted model, not a curated record